This is a messenger RNA of Protopolystoma xenopodis, 252 nucleotides long. NCBI's taxonomy places the organism in Eukaryota, Metazoa, Platyhelminthes, Monogenea, Polystomatidea, Polystomatidae. The record is from the annotation of a GenBank genome assembly.
AUGUCUGUCGCGGUGGUACAGACGAAAGCUUGGCACAGUUUCCGUGGAAGACUUAUUCACGCAAUUCAAGAGUCUUCCCUACGCGGCAAUCCUCCUUCGGUUUCCGGUGCAGCCGCAUCACGAAUUCCUUUCAACCUACUUUCCCCUCGAACUGGGGUUAUGCUACAAUAUUUUGUUGAGGAAUUGUUCGAAACCCACUUUUUCUUCAUGUCUUCCAUGUGGUUGAUGUCACCACAUGCAGACUCUGUAUGA